Molecule: messenger RNA, 5978 nt
Organism: Bacillus rossius redtenbacheri
Lineage: Eukaryota; Metazoa; Arthropoda; Insecta; Phasmatodea; Bacillidae
Gene: Sting
Product: stimulator of interferon genes protein homolog
Exons: 10
Coding region: 86-1324 (412 amino acids)
Biological process (GO): innate immune response; positive regulation of type I interferon production; autophagosome assembly
Cellular component (GO): autophagosome; endoplasmic reticulum membrane
Molecular function (GO): 2',3'-cyclic GMP-AMP binding; cyclic-di-GMP binding
Source: RefSeq, a predicted model, not a curated record
ACAGACGGUAUCUAGUUGGGUGGAACGCUUGCUCACGAGCUCUCAGAUCAAGCAUCAAGGUGUUUAUAAAAAAAGAAUCUCAAAAAUGCCAGAGACAUCUGUAGUAAAGAUGAUCUGGAAAAACUCCAAGAAAGAGCUACAAUUCCCCAAAAACCUUCCUCAGGAGAGGGGGUGUAAGGCGGAAAUAACAACUUGGAUUGUAGUGGUGACGCUGCUGGUCGGCAGUGUUGUUGCAGAGUUCCAUCUCAACCCUGGGAGCUCGGUCGACGGCAUCGUUGUAUUCGUGGUGAUUGCAUUCUUUGGUCUGCUGCUGCUUUUCACUGUGGGCCAGCUCAUGUUGCGGCUCUGCUAUUGCAUUGAAGAGCUGACACACGUUCGUUCCCGGUACGAAAACAGCUUCUGCCAGAUGUUGAAGGACGUGAUGUUGUGCAAUGUCAAGACAUACGUCUUGGCAGCUGUGUCAUUGUUUCUGGUAACGGUAUUGGUACUGCUGUAUGGUGGAACCGUUGUGAAACUUGAUAGACUCACAACUUUGUCAUUGUGCCCGAUUGUUUUGGCUGCGUACUGCGUUGGAAAUCUCAUGAAAAUGGAUGAGAGCCCGCAUCGUGUCAUGCUGCAACUUAAAGAUAUCGGUGGGUUGGACUACGGAAGCGGAAUGGCAUACAGUUUCUUCUAUGGGUACUUGCGGAUGAUGCUUCCUGACAGAGGAGAUCAGAACACUGGCUUAAAGGAAAAGAUUGAACUUUUCUGCAACAAAGAGAAGCUGACGAGCGCCAACUUUCCAGUGAAGAAAUUGUUUGUUUUGAUCCCGGCUUCGGGCCACAUACCGGCUUCAUUGACGCAAAUGGACCACAAGGGCUGGCUGGAUCAGUGCAAAAGUUUGGAGGAGGAAAUAAAAAAUGUAGCAGGUGUAAUGGGGAGAUCAUACAAGAAUUCAUUGUAUAAGAUAAGAGAUCCUAAUCUGAGAAGUGGAAACAAUGAGGUGGUUUAUGUUGUGGCCGAGGGUGCAACACCAAUAAGGACGUACCAUGAGGCUAUGAAGAACGACGCAAAGAAAGGCAGUCAUUUUAUGAAGUACCAGAAGGAGGUUACAUUGAGGUUUUAUACUACAUUGGUGGACAUCAUACAGUCAGAUAAAGACUGUUGCAACUUGUGUGAAAUUAUAUACUACAAAGACGAAGGGGAGAAUGGCCAUCCGGUCAGCCUGUCGGAUGUGCUGAAAGAGAGGCUCUCUGAGAUCAGGAGCAGGCAGGCCAUCAGCAUGGAGUCAGCAGAUGAGAUCGAAUCUGGGAACAUACGGCUGUUGGAUUCUCCCUCUGCCUGAUGAGCGGAUCCCCUGAGUGCUUGAAUUUCUGUUCCUGUGACGUUUGCAUUUCAUCGGCUGUCCCGUCUUAUACAGAAGCUCUCUUUCUUAGUUAAGGAGUAGAAUGGGAAAUGAAGAACACCAUAUUGAAUACAACUGUUUCUAGGUAUGUAAUAAUACAUGUUGUUUCAUAUUAUUGAAAAUCAUCCUUCAUUAAGGCAGUGGACAUAUUAAGAAAAUUUUGGGGACUGUAAAAUAGACUCUGUUGAAAGUAUUAUUACAUUCUGAAAUAUUUAUUCAAUAUUUGCUGCAGGGGUCUCAGUAUUUGAGUAAGUAGUCCAUUAAUCACCUCUGCCAAGGCUCGAUUCCAGGGGCAUGGUCGAACCUGGAUUUUUCGCAAAUGGGAAACACAGUGGACCUUUCCAUGAGUCAUUAAGUUUUCUCAGGGAUCUUUCAUUUCCCUCAUAAAUUAAUUCUGUUAGUUCUUCAAUCUCGUCUCGUCUUGCUUCAUCAUACAUCCACUGUCGUCUGCAAGACUUUAAACCCAUUCAAUCAAAACUUAAUACCAGUGACUACAGGGGGAAUUGUAAAUUGUCUGUAGCAGUUACUUUUAAAUUUAAGCAUUCUGCUUAGUUGCAUGCUGUGCUUAUAAAUUGUAUGGCCUAAAAAGUUGAUAUAAGUAUGGUGUUUUUCUGUUUUUAUCCCUCCCACAGAUUUCCUUUAGUAUUAAGGGGAAUUGGGCCUUGCCAUCUUGGAUUUUUCCACCUUUUAUCUAUAAUCCUAAUUUGUAACCCAAUACUUGCAUGUACUUAUAUAAUAUUUAUAAUAGUUAUCUCUUUAGUUUAUCUACAUUUUUUUGGUAGCUAACCUAUUAUUGGUGAAGCAAAACACCAAGUAGGUGAGUUAUUCCCCAUUUUGAAUGUAUGACAUAUCUUUUUGUAAUAAAUUUAAUGUAAGGUAAAUGAUUGUUUAAAGUGAUCAUUUUACGGCAUAUAGCAUACAUUAGUAGUUGGUAUAUUUGACAAGAAUAAGAGAGUGGCUACAAUUAACUCUAUAAAAAUUGUAGUCAUAGGGUAGCCCGGGGCUAUAUCGAUCAUUUCAGAUUCAAACCCGAAAUUCUGUUAAACUACUAAUAUAUGUUAUUUUUAUAUUAAAGGACAUGACACACAGAUAUCUUAGCUACACAUUAAUAUACUUUAAAGAGUUUCCAAAGCAAUCCUAAUGGGAGAUAAAAAUGUAAAACUUAAUGUGUGUAAAGUACAAAAUUUUUCACAUGUGCGGGGUGAUUCCGAUCAUAGUUGGGGCUAUUGCCGAUCACUGACACUAACAUGUUUUUCAGGUGCACUUUCCACAGAUAAAUUAUUUUUUACCAGCAGCACCUACACAAAUCUCGUGAAACCACUUUUUGCAUUUCUGGCACCGUAUCCAGUAACCUUCUGAUGCACUCUGUUUGGAAAAAUAUCUUAAACCACAUAAGUCACAGGGAACAUUUUCCUCGUCCUCAUCCGAGAUCACAAUGGAAGAUCUUCAUCACUGGUAGAGAAUAUUUUUUUGAUCACUUUCUUCUUUUUUGGCCUAGAUGACAUAUUGGCUGUAGGUGUACUUUUCUUUCUUGAAAUCUUCUUUUUCUUUUUUUUAACUGCUUGUUUGACUCCUUCGUCAGAUGUUAGGUGGCGUGGUCAAGGUUUCUUUCUUGUCUGUUUCCUAGUCUCACAUUUCUGAGGGGUUGGCAUUUCUUCUGCAAAGGGUGACUCAUGUUUUUCAGCAGGAGACAUUGUUUGAAUGGAUUCAUUUGAGGUUUCUGUGGUAUGUGGAAUUGAGUGUGGUGUUGCAGCUCCAGAGGGCCCAGCUUCAGAAGUAGAACCAUGCUGAGAAUGCUCCGCAGUAAAGUGCAAGGAUGGUAAGAAUCUGUCCUCGGGAAUAGCAUUUGGAUUAUAAGGAAAGAUCCCAGUACACUCAAACCCUUUCGUGGCAUAAGCAGGAGUUGCACUUCUCAUCCAAGCUUCUGUUAAUAUGUGGCCAAAUGCAAACUUGGUAAUGCAACCAUCUGGGUGAUUAUGCAGGUAGUUAGUAGCAGCCUGGUGGUAGAACGUUUUCAUUGGCUUGAACACAGCUUUAUCCAGAGGCUGAAUAGCAUGUGUCGUGUGGGGAGGGAGGCACAAUAGUUUGAUUCCAUUUUCCCUGAAAAAUUGUAGGCACUGCAAUGAACAAUGUGAGACAUGUCCAUCUAGAAUUAGGAUGCAUCUCCCUUGAACCCUAUUUUUCUGAAAAUGGUGUAGCCACAGUAAAAAUACUUCCUCGUUUAUGUAGCCUGACUCUGUCAUCUCUACAGAAGAGCCUGAUGGCAAGUCUUUUCUGUACACAUCUUUAAACCGCUUUCCUUUAAAAAUGACAAAUGGGGGUAUCAACAUGCCACUGGCACUGCAACAGACCACUACUGUAACAUUUUCACCUCUUUCCACGUUUGUAAUUUUAAUAACUUCCCUUUUGCCUUUCUCUGCUAUUAUUUUUGAGGGGUUAUUGUUCAGAGGAAAACCAGACUCAUCAACGUUAUAAAUCAAUUGGGGAUUGUUCAGUAAACUGAGGUCAAUUGAAAUUUGGAUGUACAAAUUAUAGAAACCCUGCACAGGCCCUUUGGUCAGUCCUGAAGCCCUCGCCUUGGACAGACCUUCAGGUUUUCUCAACGAAAUGUCGGGGUUUCUUUUCAUGAAACCAGCAAACCAGUCAGCACCAGCUUGUUUUGAAGUUCCCCAGGGGUUAGAAAUAUUCCAAUGGUCUGCAUAGGCAAAUGCCGCUUUUCUCACUUGUAAAGGUGUUCAACCAAAACCUCUAUUAGCCAAGUCCUUUAACCUUUCUGCAAGCUCCUUUUCUUCUCCUUCCGAGAAAACAGUUGGGUGUCCAACAGACUUGUGGACUUGCGGUUCACUCUCUUUUAGUAGGUCAUCCAUUCGCUUCAGUCGUGAGGUUGAAACCCUGUUCUGUAGUGUCGUUAGAGGGAUGUUAAAAACCUGCAGCAGCACAGAUCCCAAGGUCACCUUUAAGAACACUUGAAAUAGCCCUGCUCAUAUCAUCUUCCGACCACUUCAGGCGAUUUCCUUUGCGUAUGUAGUUACGAACCAUCUGGAACAAUAAAAUGACAUAAAACAUUCAAAGAGACAUUAAUUCAGGUAGGCCAUAAAAAAUUUGUUUCAAACAAAAUUACAUUAACAUUUUUCAAAAGUAGCCUAAUUAACGAAUGAGAAGCUAUGGCACGACCAUUUAUAUCGUUUGUCACAGCAACAAUAAGAUGGAAUUAAUUGAUAGUCUCUUAACACAAGACGAGUGGUUUUACCAAGCAAUAGUUUAUGCUGAUCCUAAACCAAUGGGUACCUAUUAGCAUUACGUAGGUUUAAUCAGAUUUUAUACAGCAUAAUUUUUAACUGUAUAUUAUACAUGGUUGCUUACUUAAAUAGUAAUCGUUUCGUUGGUUAGUUUUGGCAACAUUUUGCAUAAUAUUAAUGAUAAUGACAUCUGAAUAAUUUUUCUGAACUUAAUAUUAAGAAAAAAAUUUCCUCGGCUCAGGCAGGGUCCGAACCCAUGGCGUCAAGAUUCCGAGCCGCGCAUAAUACCAUUUCAGCACCGAAACAACUGUUACUCCAUUAACAUUAAAUGUAAAUAUGAAAAUUUUUGUUUAAAGAAAGCAAUUAUUUAGCAAAAUACAAACAAAAAUAGAUCAUGUUGCAUUACUUUAACAAACAUUAAAGGCAAAACUUAAUUUUUCAGCAGAUUUUAUAUGUUUUUUUUCUGUUUACUGAACACCUUUUUAUAGACUUCAUAUGAAUUCUGCCACAAUUCUACGAUUUUUCAAAUUAAUUAAUAAGUAUAAUCAAGUGAUUAGUCUAGCCUCAGUAUCAGUGUUCAAAAUAGCCCCGAAUGUAACCAAAUUAAAAUUAAUUAGCCACCCUACAACCACUCAGAACUAUGACAAAACGAAAAUGUACAAUAAAACGUAAGUCUUGCAAGUAAACACACCUGAUUAACCCACUGCGAAAAAUUAGGUGGUUUAAGAGUUAUGCCUUAAUUUGUAUAGCUAAAAAGUUUAACUUGGCUAAAUUAUUCAGUUGUGGUACAUACUUUCACCGAAUAAAUCCAACGUCGCAGCCGAAUCUAAGUAGCAACUGCAGACACAUUACAAUAAACUUCUUCCGCGACCCUUACCUAACAACUGUACACAACAUGGCGAAGCCAAUGCGCAAGAUAUGUGCGCAGUGUGACAAAACACUUGGUGUGUUCGAAAUAGCCCCAUGUUCGAAAUAGCCCCGGGCUACCCUACAUUUUAUGUAAACUGAAAAAAGGUGUAGAAAAUAUACUGACUGCAAGAUUCACGCUUACAUUCACAAGUGUUAAACCUAGAAAAUAAUAGGCGAAGGAUGUAGUAACCAAUCUGUGAUAAGUCUUUUGUCCCCAGAUUUUACUGUGCCUUUGUUGUAACUAAAGUGUAAUUUGUAUGUAUGGUGCUACCAAUAUUGUUUUAAGCUCAGCCAUAACCAUCUGCUAUGCCAAGAUUCCUUUUGGAGAUUUUCCUACUUCUUACAGAUUAUUUAUUAUCUGUAGUGAUUUUGAUGAUGGAAAAAGACUGUAAUAAUUUCCUUUGUCCAUUACCAAAGUUUUACAAUUUUUUUUUAAUUUGAUAUGU